Molecule: messenger RNA, 7080 nt
Organism: Microthlaspi erraticum
Lineage: Eukaryota; Viridiplantae; Streptophyta; Magnoliopsida; Brassicales; Brassicaceae
Source: the annotation of a GenBank genome assembly
AUGUCGGCGAGUGAAUCUUCUACAAUCUCUUCUACAAUGUCUUCUACUAUGUCUUCUACAUUCUCUUCUACAAGUUCCUCAGCUAUGUCUACUAUUAUUCCGAGCUCCUCCAUCUCGGAUCCUGCUUACACACUUUAUUCUUCGGAUAACCUGGGUACUCUGAUCACUCCGGUUCUUCUCCGUGGUGAUAACUACUCCGAAUGGGCUACUAAGCUUUGGAAUUCUCUACAAGCUAAACAAAAGAUCGGAUUCAUCGAUGGUACUAUUGUGAAACCAGAGACGAAUCCUGAUCUUGCUCGUUGGACUGCUACUAACUCCAUGAUUGUCGGAUGGAUACGUACAUCCAUCGAUCCCACGAUCAGAUCUACUGUUUCUCAUGUUCCUGAUGCACACAAGCUCUGGAACGCUCUUCAACGUCGGUUUUCCGUCAACAACAGUGUCCACAGACAUCUCCUUACUGAUGAUAUCACCAACUGCAGACAGAACGGACAACCAGUUCUAGAGUACUACGGUCGUCUUUCUAAGCUAUGGGAAGAGCUUCAGAACUUCCAAACCUCUCGGUCUUGUUCUUGCGAUGCAUCUGUUGAUCUAGAAAGAGAACGAGAGGAGGCUCGGGUUCACAAAUUUCUUUUUGGACUCGAUGAAGCUCGUUUCAGCUCGAUUCGAUCUCAAAUCAUAGACGAAGACCCACUUCCGGAUUUGAACUCUGUUUACUCUCGUAUUGUACGAGAAGAGCAACAUCUCACGAUGCGCUCCAAGGAUAUCAAAAACGAGGCUGUUGGUUUCUCUGUCAAAUCGGAGUCACCACAUUCAUCUACUCCAUCUGCUGCAGCUGCUUUUCGUAGUCGUGAUCCUGCACGUUCUUGCACCCACUGCAAUCGUAAAGGACAUGAUGUUUCCGAGUGUUUCGCUCUUCAUGGAUACCCUGAAUGGUUUCUCAAACAGCAAGCUGCACAAGGACGAGGCGCUCCUUCCCAGCGUGGUCGUGGAGGCCGCACAACUACUUCUGCAGGUCGUGGCCGAGGCAGAGCUAACACUACCCGUACAGCUCCUCUCCACGGCACCGAUACCUCCAUCACCAACGUUGCUCCUUCACAUGCCUCAGAUCAAAUUGCCGCCUUGAUCAGCCUCCUUCAGAACCAACAAACCCAGUUAUCCAUUGAUCGUCUGUCUGGUAAAACUAAACUCAUUGAUGUUAUUAUCGAUACAGGAGCAUCACACCAUAUGACGGGUGAUUUAUCUCUUUUACGAGAUGUACGAGACAUCGUUCCCUCUGCGGUUUUGUUUCCGGAUGGAAACACUUCUCGUGCGAUCAAACUCGGAACCUUGUCUCUCAAUGAUGAUUACUUUCUACGAGAUGAUCGUUUCUCGAGGACCCUGAUUGGAGCAGGUGAAGAGAGAGAGGGGGUCUACUAUUUUACGGGAGUCACGGUCGCGCGGUCCCAUCAUGCUACAAAGGACAAGACAUCUCCUUCUGUGCUUUGGCAUCGCAGACUUGGUCAUCCCUCCUACAAAGUGUUAUCGGCUUUACCGGUGUUCAAUAGUUUUAAGUUUGAUUUCAGUCAUGUGAAUUCGUGUGACAUCUGUUUUCGCGCUAAACAAACGCGUGGUGUUUUUCAAGAUAGUCUUAAUAAUACGAGUGCUCCUUUUGACUUAAUCCAUUGUGAUGUUUGGGGUCCCUAUCGUACGCUUUCUUCUUGUGGUGCUGCAUAUUUUCUAACCAUUGUUGACGACUACUCACGAUCUGUUUGGACUUUCUUGAUGCUUGAGAAAUCAGAAACUAAGGGUCUCAUACAGAACUUUUGCGCCAUGAGUAGUAGACAGUUCGGGAAACCAGUUAAACGAGUACGUAGUGAUAAUGGAACAGAGUUUAUGGUGCUUUCUACCUUCUUUCGUGAACAGGGUAUUGAUCACCAAACUUCGUGUGUCGAUACGCCUCAACAGAACGGUCGUGUGGAAAGGAAACACAGGCACAUUCUCAAUGUUGCUCGUGCUUGUCUUUUCCAAGCUCGUUUACCGGUUACCUUCUGGGGAGAAAGCAUCCUCACUGCCGCUCACAUCAUCAAUCGCACUCCAUCCUCUGUUCUUGACGGUAAAACCCCUUACGAGUUACUACAUGGAACACCACCUAAGUAUGAUUUACUGCGAGUCUUUGGUUGCCUUAGUUAUGCACAUCGACGCGGAAGAGACAAGGAUAAGUUUGGCGAUCGCAGCAGGAAGUGUCUCUUCGUCGGUUACCCCUUUGGCAAGAAAGGCUGGCGUCUCUAUGAUCUUGAAAGGAAUGAAUUUUUUACAAGCCGAGAUGUUAUCUUCCUUGAAGACGAGUUUCCAGGAAUUCCUGAUACUGAGUAUGUUUCUCACCCUGUAUAUCAACCCGAUGUUGGCGUCGACGAUUGGUUACUUCCUUCUUUAUCUACUCCUUCAACGAUGGUGAAUUCAGCUCCUCCUGCGAUUCCCUCAGCUGAAGCUACUCCUAUAAUACCUACUACUACUGAUACAACCGUCACGGCUGAUUCUCUCAUACCAGCCUCUGUUACUUCUUCUCCAAAUUCCCCUGUAACUCCGAUAGAAGCUGAGUCUGAUGCUACUCCUGAACCUUCAUCUCCAGGACUACAUCAACUCCUCGGCAGGGGUCAUCGUCAACGACAGCCAUCAGUUCUUCUUAAGAACUUUGUUACCAAUACCGCGACUCUCCGUGACACACCCUCUCUCGCUUCAUCUACAUCCUCUCUUGGUUCUCCAGAUUCGAUUCCAGGUACACCACUCUACCCUAUCUCUAGUGUUUUAUCUGAUGCGAGUUUCUCUCCUUCUCAUAAAGCAUUCAUCGCGGCUAUCACUGCUGCGGUUGAGCCAACAACAUACAAUGAGGCUAUUAGAGAUAAGAUAUGGCGCGAAUCAAUGAAGGAGGAGCUUUGGAAUUCUCUACAAGCUAAACAAAAGAUCGGAUUCAUCGAUGGUACUAUUGUGAAACCAGAGACGAAUCCUGAUCUUGCUCGUUGGACUGCUACUAACUCCAUGAUUGUCGGAUGGAUACGUACAUCCAUCGAUCCCACGAUCAGAUCUACUGUUUCUCAUGUUCCUGAUGCACACAAGCUCUGGAACGCUCUUCAACGUCGGUUUUCCGUCAACAACAGUGUCCACAGACAUCUCCUUACUGAUGAUAUCACCAACUGCAGACAGAACGGACAACCAGUUCUAGAGUACUACGGUCGUCUUUCUAAGCUAUGGGAAGAGCUUCAGAACUUCCAAACCUCUCGGUCUUGUUCUUGCGAUGCAUCUGUUGAUCUAGAAAGAGAACGAGAGGAGGCUCGGGUUCACAAAUUUCUUUUUGGACUCGAUGAAGCUCGUUUCAGCUCGAUUCGAUCUCAAAUCAUAGACGAAGACCCACUUCCGGAUUUGAACUCUGUUUACUCUCGUAUUGUACGAGAAGAGCAACAUCUCACGAUGCGCUCCAAGGAUAUCAAAAACGAGGCUGUUGGUUUCUCUGUCAAAUCGGAGUCACCACAUUCAUCUACUCCAUCUGCUGCAGCUGCUUUUCGUAGUCGUGAUCCUGCACGUUCUUGCACCCACUGCAAUCGUAAAGGACAUGAUGUUUCCGAGUGUUUCGCUCUUCAUGGAUACCCUGAAUGGUUUCUCAAACAGCAAGCUGCACAAGGACGAGGCGCUCCUUCCCAGCGUGGUCGUGGAGGCCGCACAACUACUUCUGCAGGUCGUGGCCGAGGCAGAGCUAACACUACCCGUACAGCUCCUCUCCACGGCACCGAUACCUCCAUCACCAACGCUGCUCCUUCACAUGCCUCAGAUCAAAUUGCCGCCUUGAUCAGCCUCCUUCAGAACCAACAAACCCAGUUAUCCAUUGAUCGUCUGUCUGGUAAAACUAAACUCAUUGAUGUUAUUAUCGAUACAGGAGCAUCACACCAUAUGACGGGUGAUUUAUCUCUUUUACGAGAUGUACGAGACAUCGUUCCCUCUGCGGUUUUGUUUCCGGAUGGAAACACUUCUCGUGCGAUCAAACUCGGAACCUUGUCUCUCAAUGAUGAUUACUUUCUACGAGAUGAUCGUUUCUCGAGGACCCUGAUUGGAGCAGGUGAAGAGAGAGAGGGGGUCUACUAUUUUACGGGAGUCACGGUCGCGCGGUCCCAUCAUGCUACAAAGGACAAGACAUCUCCUUCUGUGCUUUGGCAUCGCAGACUUGGUCAUCCCUCCUACAAAGUGUUAUCGGCUUUACCGGUGUUCAAUAGUUUUAAGUUUGAUUUCAGUCAUGUGAAUUCGUGUGACAUCUGUUUUCGCGCUAAACAAACGCGUGGUGUUUUUCAAGAUAGUCUUAAUAAUACGAGUGCUCCUUUUGACUUAAUCCAUUGUGAUGUUUGGGGUCCCUAUCGUACGCUUUCUUCUUGUGGUGCUGCAUAUUUUCUAACCAUUGUUGACGACUACUCACGAUCUGUUUGGACUUUCUUGAUGCUUGAGAAAUCAGAAACUAAGGGUCUCAUACAGAACUUUUGCGCCAUGAGUAGUAGACAGUUCGGGAAACCAGUUAAACGAGUACGUAGUGAUAAUGGAACAGAGUUUAUGGUGCUUUCUACCUUCUUUCGUGAACAGGGUAUUGAUCACCAAACUUCGUGUGUCGAUACGCCUCAACAGAACGGUCGUGUGGAAAGGAAACACAGGCACAUUCUCAAUGUUGCUCGUGCUUGUCUUUUCCAAGCUCGUUUACCGGUUACCUUCUGGGGAGAAAGCAUCCUCACUGCCGCUCACAUCAUCAAUCGCACUCCAUCCUCUGUUCUUGACGGUAAAACCCCUUACGAGUUACUACAUGGAACACCACCUAAGUAUGAUUUACUGCGAGUCUUUGGUUGCCUUAGUUAUGCACAUCGACGCGGAAGAGACAAGGAUAAGUUUGGCGAUCGCAGCAGGAAGUGUCUCUUCGUCGGUUACCCCUUUGGCAAGAAAGGCUGGCGUCUCUAUGAUCUUGAAAGGAAUGAAUUUUUUACAAGCCGAGAUGUUAUCUUCCUUGAAGACGAGUUUCCAGGAAUUCCUGAUACUGAGUAUGUUUCUCACCCUGUAUAUCAACCCGAUGUUGGCGUCGACGAUUGGUUACUUCCUUCUUUAUCUACUCCUUCAACGAUGGUGAAUUCAGCUCCUCCUGCGAUUCCCUCAGCUGAAGCUACUCCUAUAAUACCUACUACUACUGAUACAACCGUCACGGCUGAUUCUCUCAUACCAGCCUCUGUUACUUCUUCUCCAAAUUCCCCUGUAACUCCGAUAGAAGCUGAGUCUGAUGCUACUCCUGAACCUUCAUCUCCAGGACUACAUCAACUCCUCGGCAGGGGUCAUCGUCAACGACAGCCAUCAGUUCUUCUUAAGAACUUUGUUACCAAUACCGCGACUCUCCGUGACACACCCUCUCUCGCUUCAUCUACAUCCUCUCUUGGUUCUCCAGAUUCGAUUCCAGGUACACCACUCUACCCUAUCUCUAGUGUUUUAUCUGAUGCGAGUUUCUCUCCUUCUCAUAAAGCAUUCAUCGCGGCUAUCACUGCUGCGGUUGAGCCAACAACAUACAAUGAGGCUAUUAGAGAUAAGAUAUGGCGCGAAUCAAUGAAGGAGGAGGUGUGUGCAUUGGAGAUCAAUAAAACGUGGAUUGUUGUUGCAUUACCACCAGGGAAGAAUGCCAUUGGGAGCAAAUGGGUUUUCAAGAUAAAGCACCACUCGGAUGGCAUGAUUGCUCGUCAUAAAUCUCGUUUGGUGGCGCUUGGAAAUCGACAAAAGGAAGGUCUUGACUAUACAGAUACUUUUGCUCCUGUUGCCAAGCCUUCUACAGUUCGUAUACUACUUAAUAUCGCUGCUGCAAAGAAUUGGGAAGUCCACCAAAUGGACGUUCACAAUGCUUUUCUCCAUGGCGAUUUGGAGGAGGAGGUCUACAUGAAGCUUCCGCCUGGCUUCGAGGGAUCUGAUCCAUCUAAGGUCUGUCUCUUGAAGAAGUCUAUCUACGGCCUUAAACAGGCUCCUCGGUGCUGGUUCGCUAAGCUCAAUUCUGCAUUGAAGACUUAUGGUUUCAAACAGAGCAAGGUGGAUUAUUCUCAUUUCUCUUUUAUCCGCGACAAUAUUGCUCUUCAUAUACUGGUCUAUGUUGAUGAUUUUAUUGUUGCUGGGAAUGAUCUGUCUACUAUACACAAGUUCAAGGCUUAUCUCAGUGAAUAUUUUCACAUGAAGGACUUGGGGAAACUUAAAUACUUUCUCGGGAUCGAAGUUGCUCGCAAUGCUGAUGGUUUCUUCUUGUCCCAACGCAAAUAUGCUCUGGAUAUACUGGCUGAAUCAGGCUUGCUUGCUUCCAAGCCUGCUUUGACACCUAUGGAGCUUAAUCACAAGCUCUCUCUUGCUACUGGCGAACCUUUGGCCGAUCCACAACGUUACCGUCGUCUCGUUGGUCGUCUCAUCUACCUUACUUUUACGAGACCGGAACUGUGUUACUCUGUCCACAUUCUGUCUCAGUUUAUGCAAACACCACUUCAGGCUCACUGGUCCGCUGCUAUCCGUGUUGUACGAUAUCUUAAGGGCUGUCCAGCUCAAGGCGUUCUUCUCCGUUCAGACUCUGACUUACGGGUUACUGCAUACUGUGACUCUGAUUGGAAUGCGUGUCCACUGACUCGCAAGUCCUUGAGGGCUUACAUUGUUCUUCUUGGUGCUUCUCCGGUUUCUUGGAAAACGAAGAAGCAGAAAACAGUCUCCAUGUCUUCCGCUGAAGCUGAAUAUCGUUCGAUGUCUUUUGCUUUGCGUGAGCUCAAGUGGAUCAAACGUUUGUUGACUGCAUUUGACGUGUCUCAUUCCAUGCCAAUGAAGUUAUUCUGCGACAGCCAAUCUGCCAUCUACAUUGCUGCCAGUCCGGUCUUUCACGAGCGUACCAAGCAUAUCGAGAAUGACUGCCACCUUGUACGUGAUGCUGUGGAAGAAAAACUCAUCACCACGGAACACAUUACCACGGACGAGCAACCCGCCGAUCUGCUUACCAAGUCACUGCCGGCUCCCACAUUCACUUACUUAUUGUCCAAGUUGGGGAUUCAAGAUGUUUCACCGCCAACUUGA